CAAGAGACUGGCGCGUGCCCCUCGAGCUCGAAUCAAGACGCACCCCCUUCCACCUCAUGCGCUGUAGCUCGUGGCUCCAGUAUACACCCUUCAGGCUCUCAGGCCCCCGGGUCUCAUAGGGGGCCUCAAUUUUCGUAGGAGGUCUUGGCAGGCUUGGCCGCUACGGAUGAGCGAGCGCCUAGCUGGCUCCUCGAGCGGACACCCACUCUCGUCGCCCAUCCCUCUGGCCUUCGCGAGGCUCUGCCCGUUCUGCUCACGGCCCCCACACGACUUGUAAACAUACCAGCGGCGCUUGGCUUCAGCUCAGAUCCCUCAUCCCGAGCAAUGGGACGCUCGCGGCGCCUCGUCCUCUUGCUAUCGGUCUCCAAAUAUGUUCUGGCGUCGAAUGUCACCAGAGGGUCCGAGAUAGAUCCCAUACUCCAGUAUCGACCUGUCUUCGCCCGUUCGCUCCCUGUCCAGCUCCUCGUGAACGGGAUAGUGCUCACGCUCAUGGCCGUCCUCCUCCUGCAACUCAUCUUCACCGCGCAGUACCACUUCCGCCUCGCACCGGUCAACUACGCAUUCCAGUUUGCCGGCGUGUGCAUGCUCCUCACCAAUGCCAUUGCCUCGCUGCACGUCAUCAUGUCGACCGUCUCCGACGAGAGCAAGACCUGGCCGUACAUGCUCAACUACGUCGCCGUCGACCUCCCACCGUCGGGGAGCGAGGGCUGGUCGACCGCAAUGCUCAUGGGGUGGCUCUUCAUGAUGGCCGCUACGGGGCUGCUCAUCCAGGCCACGCAUAUUCAGUUCCUCGGUCUGCUCUUCCCCUCCAAGCUCGAGAAGCGCCUCAUCUUCUGGCUCCUCGGGCCCCUGGCCGCGACAUCCGCGGUCAUGCAGCUCAUCCGCGUCAUCGACACCUUCGCGGUCGCGCGCACCGCGAUCGCGAUCCAAAACGUGUGCAACGCGACGCUCUCGCUCCUUUUCACCGUCUCCCUCGCGCUCUGGGGGCUCCUCGUGAACCGCAAGAACGCGUGGCGCAUGGACGGCGGCACGGCCGCGUUCGGCGUCGGCGCGCUCAUCCUCGCGGCCAUCUCGACCGUCAUCUCGCUCGUGUACAUCCCCACCCGGUUCGAGUUCUCGUGGAUGAAGCCGCUCAUGUGGAGCGUGAUCCUCUGGCAGAGCUUUUUUGGGUGGUGGUGGUGGGUCGGCGCGGGCAUGGGCGUUGGGGAGCUGGACGAACUGCUGAGCAGGCAGGAGAAGCGGCAGCGCAAGCGCGCGGGGAGGGCGAAAAAGCGUGCACGCGGCGAGCGCGAGGGGACGCUGCUCGGCGGGGUGGCACAUGCGAUGGGGCUCACGCGUAGGAACACGGCGUCGGACCGCACGCCGCCGCCCCCGCCGCCGGAGGUGCAGCCGCAAACUGCGUCGGGCGGGGCGAGGGGCGGGUGGAUCCUGCGGCAUACGAAGGCGUUCUGGAUGUUCCUCCGCCACGAGCACCUCACCGCGGCGCGGGCGCAGGCGGAGGAGUGGGUCGAGCGCGUGAACGAGGUGUACGGGCCCGGCGGGGACCGCGGGUGGGGGUUCGGCCAGUUUGGCGCGGGUGCGCGGCGUGUGGACGCACGCGACGCGGAUGCGGACGUGGAGACGAUCGUGGCGGAGGAAGAGUACGAGAUGGAGGAGAUGGACGGGCGGGAGCACGUCGUGGUCGAGAUGGACGGCGCGGGGAAAGGUGGUGAGGGCGAGGACGAGGGUGAGGGGAGGGACGGACGGAGAAGGGUGCGCAGGAGAGGUAGGCCGCGAGAUGUGGAUGGUGCGCGUGAGCCGGGGAGGGGGGGAGCGCAGGAUCCGGGGCGGCCGCGGUCAAUGUGGUGGUGGGGCCCGUUCCGCCGGUGGCGACUGCAGGACUCGACAGAGUAUUGA
Messenger RNA from Fomitopsis serialis, 1896 nucleotides. RefSeq lists its product as uncharacterized. Lineage: Eukaryota; Fungi; Basidiomycota; Agaricomycetes; Polyporales; Fomitopsidaceae. The coding region runs from base 325 to 1896 and encodes 523 amino acids. The record is from RefSeq and is a predicted model, not a curated record. The transcript has 3 exons.